ACGAACCUCCUACGCUGGUUCAAAAUAAAUCUCGAACUAUAGGGAACUUGUGUGCAAAACCUCAAACGCCGGACUCUUUUAAUACGUCUGUGAACGGUUGCACUCUUCUUUAAAUUAACCGUCCCGUUGUAAGUGGUGGAACACGAGUGAGCACAGGAAUGUUUGUGAUCACCUUGGAGACGAUCGACGCCUCAUCAAAUUGAUGCUAAAGUAGCCAGCUAGCUGCUAUCGUAAUGGUAAACAAACCAGAAUGGCCACCAAGCCAAAAGGGAAACCACCUAAAAGCUCAUGCGGUGAUGGAGAUAUCCUUGACAGCACGUUUGAUGAUAACAAGUUACCAGUAAGAAGGAAAUCAGGACGUGGUGGAUUACGACAUGGCACAUCUGACAUUGAAAACAUCUUCAGUAUGCUAGAUGACAUAACGAUGGAUGAAGGCAACACAGAGGGUCCAGAUGAUAUGAAUGUUGCAUCAAAGAAAAAAAGUAAUUCACUUUCUGGAGAAACAAAACCAUCAGAUAAUGAAGGGUUCUUGCCAGAACCAGAUAUAGCGAGUGAUAUAAAACCAAGGGAAGCAGAAGUUUUCCUGAAAGCAAUGAGAGCUUUGUCUUCCCUACUUCACCAAGAUGAAGCUGCCAUUGAGGGGAAGACAAUCUCAUCUUCAGCACGUAACAGAAAGUUCAGCUUCUCUGACCUUGAUGACCAGGAUGACAUCGAUGACCUAGUUGACCUGCUUGAUGGCUUACCACAAAAUAAAAACAAGACACCAUUGAAAUCUAAUUCACAGCCGGCCAAACCUGAAAAAGGGGUACCUUCAAAUUUGCCAUCUCUCAUCCACAAAAGGGAAACAACUAGUCCAGCAAAAAAAAUAAAUGAACUUGCAUUUGACGAUGAGAAAGAUGAUUUGAUUGAUGAACUUGGCUUGGACUGUGAAAAUCCCAGGAAAAAAGACAAUGUGCUUUGGUCCAACAGGGAAAGUGAGCAACCACAGAGAGCUCGUACAAGACUCGAUGAGAUUCUAGAGAACUGUAAUUCCCGCCGUCUGGAGUGGCCACCCUCAGGUACUAAGAAUGACCAGCCUCCGUCUCGGGAGAAGAACUACAAUAUGAAAGAGGCCCUUUUAGAAGAUGACCUCACAUAUGGGUCCUAUCAGCCCACAAUGGGAGACACCACUUCAGGGCACCAGUCCCGCAGGCAGUCAAUCAGAUUCCCCGCAGAGGAUGUCAGUGCUUCCACCGCAGAGAAAAAGCCACCCAUCGUCCCGAACGCCGCUCGAUCCCGCAACCCAGCUGACUGGCUCUGUCUCAGGGCAAACGAUGAGCAGAGCAACCUCGAAGAUGACGCCAAAGAGAGGAAGACUUCCACAGAGUCUCCAAAAUUUCCUUCCUCUCCUUUAUUGGAGAGAAAACCCUCUCUGGCUAGUGACCAGAAUACAUCAGCUGCUAAAAUGGAAGUGAAUGCCUCAGCUUUGACUGACACCAAAGCAGUAAAGCCAGAGGCUAGCAAAAGACAAAAGAAAGAGGAGGAAGAUGAUGAUUGGUUGGCAGGAGCUCUUAGUAGAAAGAAGUCUUUCUCAGGAUCUAACUCUGAUGUUAAAAUAUUCAAUCAGGAGCAAUCUUUAGGCCUGGGAGGAGAAGUGGAUCUGGAGUCACUUGUUAGUAAGGAAGCUCCUUCACAAGCCCACAAAGGCAAAACUAACUUCUCUGGUAAACAGUCGUCAUCCUCCAAGGAUGCUGGCGCUUCACUUGGACAACAUAGCAUUGCUGCACAGAAUGCACCUGAAAGAGAAGAGAGAGCAAACCAAGCACUUCCACAGCCAAACCUAAUGCUAAACUCAGCAGCUGCUGUCCAACAACAGGUGGCAUUUUCAGCUGACAGCCUGCAGCAGUUCCUACUACAACAGCAGUCACAGUUAUUGGGGCUGCGGGGUGUUUUGGAUGUUGGGGCCCUGCAAAAACUCAAUGAGCAGCACCAUGGAGAUGGAGAGGAUUUACAUGCACGCAUCAUUCAGCUGGAGGGACAGACUAAGACUAUCCAGCUGGAGCGAGACCACAGCCAGAUGUUGCUGGAGAGUCUCCAGCAGCGACAUAGACAGGACAUGGAACUCAUGGAAAAUGCACACAAGACUCGCGUGAAGCUUCUCGAGGAAUCAGCACUCCAGAGGGAGACACGGAUGCGACAGGAGAGCGAAGACCUAAUUGAACGCUUGUCUGCGCUAACACAAGCUGCUGAGAAGGAGCGCUCAGACCUGCAGGCUCACUACCAGCGUAAACUGGCCCAGUUCCAGCAAGACCAAGACCGUGAUGUGGAGAGACUCCGGGAUUUGCAAAGGAAAUCCAUCAUGGAGAUGAAAAAAGACCAUGAAAACCAUGUCAAUAGACUGAAAAGGCUAAAAGAAGAAGAGAUUGAUGCAGUAACAAGUGCAACAUCUGAGACCAGGUCUCUGACGCUAGUGAUUGAGCAGAUGGAGCAGUUUUCCUCUCGGCUUGGAGAUCUCUCCUCUCUGGUUGAGAGCAGGCAUGAACACACAACCCAUGGCUUGGAGCAGGGAGCACGCCACAGAGAUGAACAGCUUCGAAUCAUGCAGGAUCGUUUGACUCAGCAGCAGAAAGUGAUGGCGGAGGAGAAGGCUUACCUUAAGGAAAUCAAUUCUAGGAUGGACACUCAGAUCAGUGAACAGCAGAGACAAAUUGAAAAGGAGCGCUGGAAGGUUACAGCAGAGCAAGGCAAGGUGGAGUCUUCCCUGAAAAGCCUGGAAGAAGAACGCCGGUCCCUUACUAUGCAGAUGAACAUGGAGAGAGAGGAGCUGGAAAGAGCCAAGAGUGCGUUACUGGAGGAGCAGAAGGCAGUGAUGCAGCAGUGUGGAGAGGAGCGAAGAAAGCUAGCGGCGGAGUGGAACAUCUUCCAUGUCCAGGAAAAACAGCGUAGAGAGAGGGCCGAACAGGAUGUCAGCACCCUACUGGAGAGGAGAGAGGGCUCCAUAAUGAGUUUGGCACAGGAGCAAGCAGAUUUGAAGCUUCGCAGCGGAGAGUUGAAACAGAAAGAGAUGGCUGUGGCACAGGAAAGAGAGACUCUGGAACAAUUUAAAGGAGAACUAGAUCGAGAAAAGGAGAGAAUAAGCAGCACUGCUCUGAGGCUCAAAAUUCGAGCACAGGAAGUUGAUGCCUUCAGCAAGCUGGCAGCUGAAAAGUAUGAGGAAGGAGAGCAAGCAUUGCAGGAAGCCAAACGUUUGGAGGCUGAACACCAGGCAAGGCUGAGAACUAUUCAUUCUCAAAUUGAAAGACUGAGACAUCUUGAACAACGUGCUCUUCAGGAGCGAACCAGGUUUAAUCUCCAUGAGGCAAUGGAGAAGGCUCGACCUGAACCGCCAAGUGGUUCUUUGACACAAACCAAUCCCAUUCUACCAGACUCGGGUUCAGCGAUGUGCGAGCCAAAGCUGACACAAACCCCUAUCACCUCCCAGAUAAUACCCAAUUCUCAUUCUGUGGCACUUCAGGCCAGUCUGGCUAUAUGGAAGUACAAUGCACGAAAGGACCAUGACUACCUGCAAGAGCAGCAGAUCUUCCUUGAAAACUUGAAGAAAAAGUCUAACAGACAGAAAUCACAGUGGAGUCAAGCAUCAUGAUUCAGGAGCUUAGUUUUGUACAACAAACUUGUUUAUUGGAGAAGGGGGGGGGGGGGGGGGAGUUGUUUUCCUUGGAUUAAGUUUCUUCAUCCUAACUCAGAAGUUCUACCUAAAAGGGUACAAAAUAAGAAAACGUUACAAUCUUACACAGUAUAAAGUGACAAUUUAAUGGUAGUCAAGCCUCAGGUUACCAUGACUCAACAUAUAUGUUCAGACAGGGAUAACUUGUGUCAUCACUGACUUGAUUCUGCAUAAGUCUGUCCAACAGGAAGUACCUCUCAAUCGCCUUUCCCACAGACCGAUGUUCUCUUUUGAUGUCUAAUUUACUGCACCUAGUGGGAGAAAUAUCACAAUCAUCCUCUUGUGAUGAGCUUUGACACACAAAAAAUGUUUUGGUGCAUUUCUCAGACGAGCUCUUUCUCAUCGUCAGUUAUCGCAUCAGACGGCACUUCCUAUGCAGCAGUUAUCCUCACUGAAAAAGGUACAGACCACAACACUUGGAGACAGUGUGAUACACACCUUUACAACAUCCCUUCGUUCAGACACUCGGAACCAAGUGGCGCAGAACAGGCCUGGAAUGAGAACAAGUUCAUGAGGGCUGGAACAUUAGCAUCGUGUUUCUACGAGCCCCAUUCUACUGCUGGUCAGAUACCAUUGUUUUCCACACGUUGUCUUCAGACAGGGAUAACAAAACUCAUCACAUACAAAGAUUACAAAUUACAUUUUUAAGUGUGUAUCACAGCAACCAUGAGAACCUUACCGUCAUAAUUCACUUGCGUCGCACAUGGUCGAGGGCAUGCUCUCCAUCCACCACGUGCUGCGUUGAAGCUAAAAAGCUAACGCGCUAACAUCAUUAGAACGUCGCUAGAUUCUUCAUCCUACGUUACUCUAAAAUAAACAUCUCUGUUCAACGAGGACCGCCUAUGUUCACUGACUUAAUAUUUGAAAUGAGAUAUUAAAAGCUGCUGCACGUAAGCGUGGACGAUUGCCGCAGUCAUCUUCAACACCAGCAAGAGAACAGUCACGGACAGGAAGUCUCGCGCGACCUGGUUUUACGCGACGGUGACGUCACAGGAAAUGUAAAAAAUAUAUAUAUAACAUGAUGGGCGUGGCUAUAAUGUUAUGGAAAACUAUAGGGGAACUAUAUUAUUAAUUAUGUCCAAGCACUCCCCGGCCAACAUGAUCUAUGCGAGCAAAAUCAAAUGUAUCUAAAUAAAAAUGUUUUAUUGAUCAUGUCUGAGAAGUAGCUAUUUUACAAUGUGUUUAAUGUUGAGCAUGACUAAUGCUGAGGUUUUGUUUAUAAUAUUCAGCAGUACAAUAAUGCUAUAAUAACACCUUCCCCAACAGUCUUGGAUGAAAGAGGCAUGUCGUUUUAGAAAUAAUUAAUUUCUUAAAUUGGAUAAAUCAGUUCGUUUUUGUAUGUGACGCCUUUGAGUUGACAUACAAGUUUAAAGGGGAAAUGGGGGGUUACACCAUCCAUCUAUCCAUUUACAAGAAUUAUAAUUAUGCAUCAUUAUAUCGAGAUUUAAAUUUUAUUAAAACAAAAAGAAUGCAUUUACGCUUUCUCGGAAACAUCUUUUUAAGGAUUAAUCAUGUCAGACCGGCUGUUAUUUUUAAAUUUUUUAAAGAUCUGCAGUUCGUAAUUGUAUUAUUAAUAUAUUCAUAAUUGACCCGGAACAUACAAUGUACGUGCAAAUAAAAAAGUAUGCAGGGUUUAAAAAAACUACUAAUGUGCACUAUCGGCGCUUGUUGGCUGCACUCCCUCUUU
Messenger RNA from Phycodurus eques (leafy seadragon), 5390 nucleotides. RefSeq names its product fas-binding factor 1 homolog. The record is from RefSeq and is a predicted model, not a curated record. Gene Ontology annotation, biological process: cilium assembly; establishment of epithelial cell polarity. Gene Ontology annotation, cellular component: ciliary basal body; ciliary transition fiber; centriole. The coding region runs from base 251 to 3622 and encodes 1123 amino acids. Lineage: Eukaryota; Metazoa; Chordata; Actinopteri; Syngnathiformes; Syngnathidae. The transcript is spliced from 29 exons.